Messenger RNA from Ceratosolen solmsi marchali, 1814 nucleotides. RefSeq names its product synaptotagmin-6. Gene Ontology annotation, molecular function: calcium ion binding; clathrin binding; calcium-dependent phospholipid binding. Gene Ontology annotation, cellular component: plasma membrane; exocytic vesicle. The transcript is spliced from 9 exons. Gene Ontology annotation, biological process: calcium-ion regulated exocytosis. The coding region runs from base 1 to 1779 and encodes 592 amino acids. The record is from RefSeq and is a predicted model, not a curated record. NCBI's taxonomy places the organism in Eukaryota, Metazoa, Arthropoda, Insecta, Hymenoptera, Agaonidae.
AUGGACUCGGAAACUAUGGUCCCUCUUAAACCAAUGGCCGCAAAGAUGAUAAAGGUACUCAAGUGCGUUAAGGUGCCGGACAAACUAUCCGAAGUAUUCGAAAAUGUAUUGGAGUUAGCUAGCGGACCGCCAGCGCGAAGUCUCAAGACCCAGGGCAGCGCUGACACAACCACAAGUAAAAUUGGCGCCAUAACAGGAGUAGCUUUCAUCCGGGGUAGGUGGACACAGCGCCAUAAACAAGUUGCUUCCAUGGCUCAGGACAGUGAGGAGCAACAAACUAACUCGGAGGAGUUCAACGUGACCAAGGAACAACGUCAUAUUCAAUCAUCAACGACGAGUAAUUCAGGGCCCAAAACAGCACAACGGCGAUCCACAAAUCACGUGGCUCCCGUCAUGAGCCGAGUACUUUCGAGCUUUUCGGGGCAACUUUCAAUCGGCUCCCAGGAACAACUCUCAAUAGUCGAACAAUCCCAGAUACGAACCUACGAGCCAAAUGGCCGACAACAGCAACAACAGCAACAGCAUCAACACAAUAAAGUCCUCCACAUUGCUCCCCCCUAUCCAUCGAGCAAUAGUAUCAGGAGAUUGCAUCUAGAUUUUUCCAGUAGGUCACCGUCACCGAUAUGGGCAGCAUCGUCAGAUGGCCGAAACUCGAGUCCUCUGGACCUGGCCUCAUCAUCUCUGCUCUCUCUGGUCAACUCUCAAGCUGUAGCUAACUCUUCGUCCGGAAACUGUUCACGAAGAUCGUCAAUCGACUACGUCCGCUGUCUUUCACCCCUCCGUAUACCCCCACCUCGUACCUAUUUCACCUCUUACGGCGAUGGAAACUCCGCACCUCCAGCAUCUCCAUUGGGUUCCCUACAGCCAAACUUAUAUCACCGUAAUAGCGGUCCUUUAUUUCUCAACAGUACACAACGAUCGGGCAAAAUUCUUGGUCAAUUGCACCUGCGUCUGAGCUAUGACUUCGAUAAGUCCGAUCUCAAUAUUCACCUGAUCGAGGCACAUGAACUCGCUAGAAGUGAACAAGGUGGCUUCAAUUAUCCAUAUGUCAAACUUACUCUUAGUCCAGAGGUAGAUACACGAAAACGCCAGACGUCAAUACACCAUAAUGAUCCUAACCCAUACUUCGAUCAGCACUUCAAAUUUCCCGUGAGCUAUGAAGAACUACAGGACAAAACUCUACUUCUACAGGUUUUAGACUAUGAUCGGUUUUCGCGCAAUGACGUGGUGGGCUCAGUACGUGUAGCUAUGGAGCAGCUCGAACUCUCAUCAUCGAGCUCGUCAAUCGAAGUCUGGGGUGAGAUAAACCGUGAACGAAAGCCACCCGAGGAAACCCAGGAAAUUCUCAUCUCUCUCUCGUAUCUGCCUUCGGCUGAGCGGCUCACUCUUAUCGUACUCAAAGCGCGAAAUCUAUUCCCAACUUCAGGCAAGGACAGUCUUGAUCCCUUUGUCAAAGUCGGCCUGAUGUCUGGCGAGAAGCGUGUAAAGAAAAAGAAAACUGCCGUGCGCAAGGCUACAAGGUGCCCUAUUUGGAACGAGGCCAUGUCCUUCAACGUACCGGCGGCUUCCCUUGCAUCCUCUGCCAUCGAAAUUUGUGUUGCGGACUCGAGCAGUGAGCUGAUAGGCAACAACGCAAUCGUGGGAUCGUGCAUUGUAGGCCCGGGGAUAGGCGUGACGUCAUUCCCAGACUCGAGCGCAGCUAACCCAAGCAAGGAGCACUGGAUACACAUGACGCACUCUCCGAGGAAGGCCAUCGCCAUGUGGCACACGCUCCACUAAACGCUAGAUCCUUCUCCCUCCCAGCUAUUAUGGUU